Meloidogyne enterolobii is the source of this 1373-nucleotide messenger RNA. NCBI's taxonomy places the organism in Eukaryota, Metazoa, Nematoda, Chromadorea, Rhabditida, Meloidogynidae. The record is from the annotation of a GenBank genome assembly.
AUGCCCUUUCAAAUUCCAACUUGUUCAUCAACUUACGGUCAACAAACAAUGAUAAAAGUAGAAACAACAAAACAUCGAAAUAACAAAGAAAACAACAAAGAAGACGAACAAAACAAAAAAGUUCUGAACAAAACAAACAUUUUUAACGUUGAAAAACUUGAACAUUUAAAAACAACGCCUAUUUCUUCGCCUUGUUUUGCAACAUCUUUUUAUUCAAAUAAAACAUUGUUUUCCCUAAAUCAACAAAUGUUUUCUUCAUUUUUGUUGUUUAUUGUUUUGUUUGUUUUAUUUUUGCCUGUUCAGAUUGAGGCACAAAGCAAUGGGAAGUGUUAUUCAUUCGCUCCUGGCCUUACUAUACUUGGAGCUGACUAUCGAAGAGAUUUUGGAUUGUCACGUAGACAAUGUGCGGAUGUAUGCAAAACCGAUGUUUGUUGUAUGGCCUUUGAAUGGCAACGUAUUGGUGGACAAUGCACCCUUAAAAGUCGGUCAUUGAAUGGAACGGUUGUGAAUUUGGGAAUUAGUAAAGGGGAUGAAAAUACUGAAAAGUCUAAUGAGGGGAAGGAUUUGCUCUUUGCUUUGUGUUUGGAUUAUGGCGAUUCUGAACGUGAUCGGUUUUGGGAUCAUGAACUUGGAGGCCCUAUUGUUGCAACUAAAAUAGACGUUGAACGAGAAAAUUGUGCUAAAGUUUGUGCUGAAUUCUCAACUAUUAAAAAACGAAAAAUAACAAUUGAAAAAGUUGAAGAGGAAGAAGAUAAAGAAAAUGAGGGAGAAGAAUUUGAUAAUUUUAAAUUAAGUGAAUUAACUUUAUUUGCGAGGAAUAUUAAAAGGCGGGCAAAGCGGCCAAUUCACAAGUUUCCAAAAAUUGAAAAAAGUUUGUCUUCUGGAAAAGAAGCUCCAGCAGUAAUAUAUAAUUGGCGGCCUGUUGAUCCAACAGAUAUGGAAUCACCAUUGGGUGAAUGCCAAUGUAUUUCAGUACUUCAGCAUAUUAAAUUAAAUUUUGGAUCCUUUUCUGGAUUUUUAAUUUGAAGGAAAAUAAUUAAUUAAAUUACUAGUUUUUUUAUUUUUAAAAAUAUUUUAUUUUGAGUAUGGUGGAAUCUCCCUAUAAUGAUGUAGAGUGGGCGGAAUUCUGAUUUCUGACACCCGCCUCUGACCCAUAGGCACUAACCUAAGAAAGAAAGUGACUUGGGAAGGGGCGUCUUUAUAGAGAAAUUCCACUAUUUAUAAUUCAAUAUUAGCUCUAAGAGCUUUUCUUAUUUUAAUAUUGUCCAUAAAAUGAUAGACUUAUUCUGUUUUAGAGGGAUCCGUUUGGAACCUUUUUUCCUUCAAAACAUUGUUGCCAAUGUUUCAAUAACUGAGUUAACUUUAUUUACUUU